GGACUAUAGGAUAUUUUAACCCCAAAAACUUUCAGCCAUUUUCUAAAACCCUAAAAUAUCACUGUCAUUCGUUGCCGUUCACCGUUCACUGACGUUCUGAAGGAGCUUCACCGUAGUUCAGCUCGGGUUGCUGCAUACAGCGUUAAAUGGCUACUGUCAGUAACAGCAAUAGCAGCAGCAGCAGCAGCAGCAGCAGCAGCAGCAUCGUUAAUGGCGGGAUAAGUAUCGUAAGUGAUGGUCAAUGGAAAGCCGAGGAAGCAGUUGGUGGGAAUGCCAAGGCUCUCCAAGCCUUGAGAGAACUUAUCGUUUUCCCUCUUAUCUACUCUCGUGAAGCCCAGAAACUUGGUCUCAAAUGGCCUCGUGGUUUGCUCCUAUAUGGUCCCCCAGGCACUGGGAAGACAAGCUUGGUACGUGCAAUUGUUCGGGAAUCUGGUGCCCAUUUAAUAGUUCUCAGUCCACACUCUGUUCACAGAGCACAUGCUGGAGAAAGUGAGAGAAUUUUGCGGGAAGCAUUUUCAGAAGCAUCAUCUCAUGCGAGUUCAGAAAAACCAUCAGUUAUUUUCAUUGAUGAAAUAGAUGCGCUUUGCCCUCGUCGUGAUUCAAGACGUGAGCAGGAUGUUCGGCUAGCAUCUCAACUCCUUACAUUGAUGGACUCCAAUAAACCCUCAGCAACUUCUGUACCACGAGUCGUUGUGGUUGCAUCGACUAAUAGAGUGGAUGCAAUUGACCCAGCUCUAAGAAGGUCAGGGCGUUUUGAUGAUGAAGUUGAAGUUACCACGCCUAAUGAAGCAGAAAGGUUUCAAAUUCUCAAGCUUUAUACAAAGAAGGUUCCUUUGGAUCCCAGUGUUGACUUACAAGUUGUAGCUGCAUCUUGCAAUGGAUAUGUUGGAGCUGAUUUGGAAGCUUUAUGUCGUGAGGCAACCAUGUCCGCAGUUAAAAGGUCUACAGAUGCAGGUGAAGUUCCAAGUGUGGUUAACCUAACUAUGGACGACUGGAAGCUUGCUAAGUCUGUUGUUGGCCCAAGCAUAACAAGAGGUGUAACUGUGGAUAUUCCAAAGGUGUCUUGGGAUGAUAUUGGUGGACUCAAAGAUUUGAAGAAAAAGCUCCAGCAAGCUGUUGAGUGGCCUAUCAAACAUUCAGCUGCAUUUGCAAGGCUAGGGAUAUCUCCUAUGCGUGGAGUUCUUCUGCAUGGACCUCCUGGAUGCUCAAAAACAACUCUUGCUAAAGCUGCUGCUCAUGCUGCCCAAGCUUCUUUUUUCUCUUUGAGUGGUGCAGAGCUAUACUCGAUGUAUGUUGGAGAGGGUGAAGCUUUGUUGCGAAAUACAUUUCGUAGAGCGCGUCUGGCAGCACCAAGCAUAAUUUUCUUUGAUGAAGCUGAUGUUGUUGCUGCUAAACGGGGUGGGAGUUCGAGGAACAGUACUACCGUUGGAGAGAGGCUUCUAUCCACUUUACUGACUGAAAUGGAUGGUUUAGAACAGGCAAAAGGGAUUCUUGUUUUAGCUGCUACCAAUCGACCUCAUGCAAUCGAUCCUGCGCUCAUGCGGCCUGGAAGAUUUGAUUUGGUGCUCUAUGUACCGCCACCUGAUAUGGAAGCUAGGUAUGAGAUCCUUCGCGUGCAUACACGGAACAUGAAAAUCGGGGAUGAUGUUGAUCUAAGAAGAAUAGCAGAAGAUACAGAGCUGUUCACGGGAGCCGAAUUGGAAGGUUUGUGCAGGGAAGCCGGGAUAGUUGCCCUGAGGGAAAACAUAUCCGCCACCUUAGUCAGCAAUCGACAUUUUGAAACAGUGAAGUUGUCCCUAAAACCAGCACUAACAAGAGAUGAAAUUGAAACUUAUUCAUCAUUUAUGAAGAACCAAGGUUCAAUGUUGUCCCCUUCCGGUGCCACCGAGUUGAAACUGAGUACCCGGCAAAAAGCCAUAAUACAAAAAGGUAGAAGUUCAUUGAGUCAAGCAUUUCCAAUUAAAAUAGGUAUUUUGGGUGUCAUAUUGCUUAUUGCUGGUACAUAUAUAUUCAUGCAUAAUGAACAAACUUCAUAUGAAUCAGUGGUUACAUAAAGUAUGCUGAUGAUCUUAUAUAAAUAGUUUGUAUCACCUAUUUUUUUUGGUAACGUUUGUUUAUUUAUAGAAA
Molecule: messenger RNA, 2127 nt
Organism: Gossypium raimondii (Peruvian cotton)
Lineage: Eukaryota; Viridiplantae; Streptophyta; Magnoliopsida; Malvales; Malvaceae
Product: cell division control protein 48 homolog B
Exons: 13
Coding region: 147-2054 (635 amino acids)
Molecular function (GO): ATP binding; ATP hydrolysis activity
Source: RefSeq, a predicted model, not a curated record